UUUCUGGGACAAGACAGUUGUCAUUUAAGGAAUGCAAACUUUGUCAAGAUUUAUUUGGAAUAAUGGCACAGGAGGUUAUCUUUUUCAUCUGGGCUUCUCCUCCUCAAAGCCAUGUAUGUGAUCCCCAUAGAUUGUUCUCUGGUUACGAGAGCUUUAGUUGUCACUACUGCAGUUAAAACCGUAUCCAUGACAUAAAUGAGUUUUUUCAAUGUUAGUUGUUUUUGGAGUGAAUAAUAUUAAUUUAGUGCAGCUGUUGUUCUAAUAUUGCAGCAAAGAUUUACACCAUGUGACCCCCUGACAGAGGCUCCACAGCUGUCUCUCAAGGAACUCUCAGAAGACAGUGAAUUUGGUCUCUGCUCAUAUGACAUGAUGUUACCAGAUUCUGCUACAAUAUAUGGCCGGUUGUUUCUUGGCGCAUGGGAUGCUGGACUGGAUAAUGUGGCAGAUGACACAGUCAACCUCAUGCUUCAUGCAACAGAGUAUUUAGUCAAAGACAUUUUAACCGUUUGUUGUUCAAUGAGAAGUGCAUUCAGGCUCAAAGAUGGUCAUUUUCGCUAUGCUAUGGGUGGCACUUACCCCAGAAUGCACCUAAGAAACAGUACAAGUCCCUGGCCACCUGGGUCAGAAAGAUCUUUAGGUUGUGUAAAUGGCAUAAGCAGUAGCAGUAAUAGUGGUAGAACGUUAGAGCAAGCUGAAGCCGAGGCGGCGGUCACAGUGGCUUCCAGUGACAGUAGAGGUGCUAAUAAACCUCCAAUAUCACUUAUGGACCUCAGAGAUGCACUACAGGUUCAUCGCAGAGUGAUUCCUUCGCACACCGUUUACUCGGCAAACAUCGAGAGAACGCUAGCGAACAUGAGCCACCCAAGUCACGACGAACUAGAACAGAACCAGUUACACAAAUUGGAGGCGAGACGGAGAUAUGAGAGACUUAAACAGCAGAGGAGCUUGCGUUUGUAAAUAAUUAUCCUAAAGGUGUCUCUUCUUCAGUAGUCAGCCGUUUACACGGUGUUCAAAUUUGCUGAAUUUUCUCCUUCAUCCAAUCCACUGAAUUCAAGAAAACGAAGCAGAAAUUACUACGUCAUAACCCAACAACGCAACUGAGCAAGAAAUCAACUCGUUUAGCGCAUAGUAAGGCGAUUACCAUUCACUCGAUUAGUCCCUUGGCCCAACCCUAAGUCGUUGUUAGUCCCCAGAUAAUACUUCUCUCUAAACUCAGUAAAAUAAUCUUCUUUCACUCGUGACCCCGCACUCGUGACAUAAUAGUUGUCACAACAUGGCGUAAACUAAAAGGAAUGAACUUGGCAGGCAACCAGCUAAAUCAGUUGAUGUGAAAGUACUGGAGGAAGGUGUUUUGGUAUGUUCUCUGAAAUAACAGGUAAACUCCAUUUCUUGACUUGUAUGAUCUUCCUCACUGAUCACUCUGACGUAUUUCAUGUCGUGCCUGACAUGCGUCACCAUGUUGCGUUGCUAUAAUGGGCUUUCAAAGACAGUCCACCUGACCAUAUCAAAAUCUUCCUAAUUCACGCGUGAAAGAAGAAUCAUUUAUUGUGUCUAAAGACAAGUUCAAUCGAACGGAUAUCACGGGUUGACACUGCUUUGGAUGACUGAAGCUUGACAUAGAGUAAGAGAUAUUUGUUAUAAAUGUUAUUUUUAAAAGCUGACCUCGCGUUUUCUGUCAAAAUGAUAAGAUGAGCUUCUUUCAUAUCAAUGCGUGAUCUUCACACCAUAAAUUGAUAUCAUAGUUUAUAUUUCUAAGCGAGACAAGACGAUAAAUUUGAUUAACGCUCAUGUUAUCACGGCCGACAUGUACACAAUAAAACAGAAAAAUAAAGGCACAACUGUUUGAA
Orbicella faveolata is the source of this 1847-nucleotide messenger RNA. Its product is annotated as transcriptional adapter 1-like. The record is from RefSeq and is a predicted model, not a curated record. NCBI's taxonomy places the organism in Eukaryota, Metazoa, Cnidaria, Anthozoa, Scleractinia, Merulinidae. Gene Ontology annotation, molecular function: transcription coactivator activity. Gene Ontology annotation, cellular component: SAGA complex. Gene Ontology annotation, biological process: regulation of transcription by RNA polymerase II.